AUGUCUGCUCCUACCGGAAAGUUCAUGCUGUGGGUCACCAUCGAGGCCAAGGGUGCUUCCGAGGCUGACAAGAUCGUCGAGCUGCUCAAGAAGGUGGCUGCUCGCGCCAACUCGGACGAGGAGCCCGACUGCCACGGCUACGUUCCUGGCCGCAGCCGCGAUGACCCCAACACCAUCAUUGUCUUUGAGCAAUACGAUAACAAGGGGAGCGACGUCGCUACUAGCAAGCACCGUGCCGGUGAGGACUUCCAGGCUCUCAUGGGUCAGGCCAAGGACCUCACCAACAAGGUCGACAUGAAGUUCUUCGACUACGUGUAA
Molecule: messenger RNA, 318 nt
Organism: Kalmanozyma brasiliensis GHG001
Lineage: Eukaryota; Fungi; Basidiomycota; Ustilaginomycetes; Ustilaginales
Product: Antibiotic biosynthesis monooxygenase
Exons: 3
Coding region: 1-318 (105 amino acids)
Source: RefSeq, a predicted model, not a curated record